UCGUUGAACGAAACGAACUUCUUCCACCCCAGCGUCAGCGUUCCGUCCAUCAACCACCGACCGACGACAACAUCAGCAAACAUGGCGCCCGCAGCUGGAGCUAAGAAGCAGAAGAAGAAGGGCAAGGUCAAGGACAAGGCCCAGCACGCCGUCAUCCUCGACAAGCAGACUUCUGAGAAGCUCUACAAGGAUGUCCAGUCCUUCCGCCUCGUCACCGUCGCCACUCUCGUCGACCGCAUGAAGAUCAACGGUUCGCUCGCGAGGAGGUGCAUCAAGGACCUCGAGGAGAAGGGCCUCAUCCGCCCGGUGGUGCAGCACAGCAAGAUGCAGAUCUACACCCGUGCUGUUGGCGGUACCGAUUAAACGAUUCACCUUACUGCGAUGGACAUGACUUUGGUUUUGCGUCGUUAGGGAGGGCUUGGCCCGGGUUUCCAUGGGUAGAUAUCACGGCCCGGACUAAGGCCGGUAUGCUCGGUGUAGCAAGGAAUCGGAAUCGGUUGACCCAA
This is a messenger RNA of Verticillium alfalfae VaMs.102, 506 nucleotides long. RefSeq names its product 40S ribosomal protein S25. The record is from RefSeq and is a predicted model, not a curated record. NCBI's taxonomy places the organism in Eukaryota, Fungi, Ascomycota, Sordariomycetes, Glomerellales, Plectosphaerellaceae. The coding region runs from base 82 to 363 and encodes 93 amino acids. Gene Ontology annotation, cellular component: cytosolic small ribosomal subunit. Gene Ontology annotation, molecular function: structural constituent of ribosome. The transcript is spliced from 3 exons.